Molecule: messenger RNA, 1120 nt
Organism: Mercurialis annua (annual mercury)
Lineage: Eukaryota; Viridiplantae; Streptophyta; Magnoliopsida; Malpighiales; Euphorbiaceae
Exons: 4
Coding region: 286-786 (166 amino acids)
Source: RefSeq, a predicted model, not a curated record
GCUAUCCGAAAAUUUAAUUUCUUUAAUUAGUUAAUGAGAAAAUAGUUAUCUCAGCAUUAAUUGAACCAAAAAUUGUUGGAACAAUAAUAAAAUGAAAUGUAUAACUCCCGGCCACUCACAUGACUGAAUACAUACCUCCGGUGACCAAAUUUAAGUUUUAAAGCUCAACAAUAUAAGUCCAUAAAAAGUCAAAGGGGCACUUCAUUUUCAAGGAUACCCACCGAGAUUAUUGAGUAAAGUUUCGAUUUUGAUUAUGUCUUGAGAAUAUAUUGGGUUAGAGAAAAAAUGUUUCUGUAUAGUAGGCGGUUGUUGCAUACACUGUCUCGCGAUGCUCCCACGGAAACACUGAAGAGAAGGGUUGCUGAAUUGGGGAAAAAUAAAAGGAAAAAGAGGAAUUUAAAGAAGGAUGAUGUGUUUGUGGAGGUUCCGGAAUCGAAAUCGUUUCUUGACACAGCAACUUUGCCGAUGUAUCUCGUCGUUGUUGGUACUGCAUUGUUCACAAAGCUCCUCAUGAUGUAUGAUGAUUCGAAAUCCCAAGAAACGAUUGAACGGAAAAUACAAAAUGCUCCGCCUGGUCAAGGAACAGUUAGGAUGCUUACACGUGAGGAGUGGGAGGAAUUUAGAGAGGUGAGGCCAAGGACUCCUUUUGAAUCCAAGCUUGCUCGUCCACAUGCAAGAAUAAGAAAUGGAGAACCAAUGCAUAUGCAAGAUGUGAAGGACUGGACAAUUGACGUGCUCACAGGUGCACUCACGCGUGUUGAAGAAAGUGUUAAAAGCAAGUCAUGACUAAUCGUGCUGGAAAAAGUCCGCAACUUUUUGAAUACUAUCAUACAUGCAUAAAAUUGUUUCUGCACAUUAGCACAUAGGUGAAAGGAUGUGAAGAAAAUCAGUAGACAACCCUAUUAUUUAGUAUGUGCAGAAACAUUUUUACUACUCUGCCUCUCUCUAUUACAUAAGCAUAUCCUGAAACAAAGUCGAACACAAUUAUUAAUCGUGUUCUUGUCUAGCUGAUACGAUAGUCUAUUAUUGUUUGCUUUCAUUUUGAAUUUAUUUAUUAUGUUCUACAAUGAAAAAUAAAAUAAGGUUCGGCAUGGUCCUAUAAAAUGAAACAUUUUCCGAA